Messenger RNA from Ascoidea rubescens DSM 1968, 1573 nucleotides. Its product is annotated as MFS general substrate transporter. The record is from RefSeq and is a predicted model, not a curated record. Lineage: Eukaryota; Fungi; Ascomycota; Saccharomycetes; Ascoideales; Ascoideaceae. Gene Ontology annotation, biological process: transmembrane transport. Bases 74 to 1498 code for a protein of 474 amino acids. Gene Ontology annotation, molecular function: transmembrane transporter activity. The transcript has a single exon.
CUUGAAACCUAUUUAGAGAAUACAAUAAGAUAGAAGAAAUAAAUUCCUCAGUGUUUUAAUUUCAUUUGGCACGAUGGACUCGAAAUCAAAAAUCUCGACUGUGGAAGAAAUAAUCAAAGAAAAAACAAUUUCCAAUGAUCUCGAAAAAAACUCUCCAAUUACCAAACCCUCGUUUGAUAUUCCCGAUGGUGGUUAUGGCUGGGUUAUUGUCUUUGCACUUCAUUCGAUUUUUAUGGUGACUUGGGGUGCUAACUCUGGCUUUGCUGUUUAUCUUGCUCACUAUCUAAAUGAGGAUUUAUUUGAAAAUGCAACAAAAAUUGAUUAUGCCUGGAUUGGUGGUUUGGCUUUUGGCUUGGGUUUAAUGAUUGCACCAAUAAUCACCUUUCUUGUGGGCUUUUUCGGUUUCAAACAAAUGAUGUGUGUUGGUGCUACUUUUGAAUUUGCUGCUAUGAUGCUCGCAAGUUUUUCUGUAGACCUAUGGCAGCUCUACUUAACUCAGGGUGCACUUCAGGGGCUUGGACUAGCUUUCACUUUUGUCCCUUCAAUUCAUUUAAUAUCGCAAUGGUUUAAGAAAAAGAGAACUCUAGCUAUGGGUCUUGUUUCCGGUGGUGCUGGUACGGGAGGAAUUUUGUUUGCUUUAGCAAUGAAUGAAAUAAUGGUGUCCAAAAAUGUGCAAUGGGCAUUAAGAUCACAGGCAAUAAUUUGUCUUGUUUUGACAAUGAUAUCGAUCGUUUUAUUAAAGGAUAGAUCUGAUAAAAUUCAUCCUGAAUUUAAACCAAUAGAUUCAUUAAUUUUGAAAAAUAAAGGCUUUUGGAUCAAUUUUUGCUGGAUUUUUUUUGUUCUUUUGGCAUUUGUUAUUGUUCAAUACAGUAUAUCAGAUUUUACUAAAUCUCUUGGUUAUUCUGCUCACCAAGGUUCUGUAGUAGCUGCCAUAGUAUCUUUAGGAGCCUUAGUAUUGAGGCCAAUUUUUGGAAUUGCUUCUGAUAGAUUUGGACCUGCUACUGUUACAUGUCUUGUUUAUUUCACUUCUUCUAUUUUGUGUUUUGCAAUGUGGAUUUCUUGCAGAAAUUAUGCUACUGAUUUGGCUUUUGGUUUUUUUAUUGGUGGUUUAAUGGGUUUUAUUUGGCCAGCCUUAGGUAGUAUUAUACCUAGAACUGUUGGUUUGAGAAAAACUGGUGUUUGUUAUGGUAUGCACUGGAUUGCAAUUGGUAUUUUAGGUAUUGUUUCUCCAGUCAUUGGUUUAGUAUUAAGAGGACCUGUUAAUGAAUCAAACAAUUACGUCAAUCCAACUGCUUAUGUCAAUCCUGCUAUAUUUUGUGGAUCAAUGUUUUUUGGCGCAAGUUUUUUUUUAUUUUUAUUGAGAGCAUUUUUAAUAGCGAGAGAUUCAUUAAGUGAAAAAGAUGCUGAUUCAGAUCAUAGUCAAGAAUUAUUAAUUGUUGUACCAUGGAGUUUGGUGCUUAAAUCAAUGUUUAUACUCAACCCUUCAAAGAAAGCCUAAUAAUAUUUUUUUUCAAAUAGAUUUUUUUUUUUCAAGUUAAUUUUAUUUUUUAAAACUCAGUAAUUUAAAUUUUUU